CCAACCGAUCACUCCGCGCUCAGCUACCUACAUACGUUCACGGAGCUAGCGUACACAUGGGCAACGCCGUGCCGCGCAGCAUGCGCCACGAGGCCACGCCCAAAGCCAGGGCGGCCGUGGCCUCGCGCUCCGGGGCGAGGGCGGCCGUACCAUCGGGACGCGCGGGCACGACGGCGCGCAGGCAUGGCGGGAAGGUGGCGCGGGCCGCCGAGGGUCGACGCGCGGUCAAGGAGAAGCAUGGGGGAGGCAGCGGCGGCAACGGGUCCGCCGUCGUGAUGACGGUGAAGGUGGUGGUGACGAGGAAGGAAGCGGAGAAGCUGAUCGCGCGGCUGGAGGAGCAGAGCGCGAGGGAGCGCAAGGCUAGGAUCGCCGAGCUCACGGGCCAGCUCAGGUCGGGGGACGGCGGCGGCGGGAGGAGCCCGGCAACGUGCGGGGCGGCGCGGAAGCCGAGGCUCGCCGUGAUACAGGAGAGCUAGCUCCGCGUAUAUGCAUGUCGAUCGACCUAGUCCCGCGCAGUAGCCACUGGCAGACGUGUCCGUAGUUUACGAGUUUUAGUACGUACGUACACAGUGCCUUAACCGCUGGUCACUCGCCACUCGGUCAUGUACUUUGUUCAGCUAGCGUGGUUGCAAGAGGUGGCAUGGCAAUUGGACAGUAUAGUAUAAGGUUGGGUCAUCUAUUUUAAAACAGAAGAAGUAGCGACUAGCUAA
Triticum dicoccoides is the source of this 710-nucleotide messenger RNA. RefSeq lists its product as uncharacterized. Bases 57 to 476 code for a protein of 139 amino acids. The transcript has a single exon. Lineage: Eukaryota; Viridiplantae; Streptophyta; Magnoliopsida; Poales; Poaceae. The record is from RefSeq and is a predicted model, not a curated record.